CUUCUCUGCUUUCCCUUGAACUUUCACUACUGUCUCCCCUCUAGCCACUUGUUGCAUGUCUACGUCCAAACCUAUCGAGCGAAUUUCGGUCUUCCCAUUCCCACUAUGUCCGCUGACUGGAGCUAUUUCUGGGGUAAUUCAGGCAAUCGUUCAUCCACCGAUGAUCCAAGGCACCCAAAUCCUGCCAGCGAAGAUGAUGAGAUUGAACCUGACCAGGGCAAUGUCCUGAGCCACAUCAUUUCCCAACUCCGGCCUGGAGCAGACCUCAGUCGGGUUGUAUUGCCCACGUUUAUUCUCGAGCCCCGGUCUAUGCUGGAGCGAAUCACGAACUUCAUGGCACACCCCGAAACCCUACUACCCAUGCCCACGAACGAUGACCCUCUCGAGCGCUUUGUAUCCGUUGUCAAGUUCUACCUGAGUGGGUGGCAUAUCAAGCCUCCGGGAGUCAAGAAGCCGUUGAACCCCGUGCUCGGCGAAACGUACACCUGCUCCUGGGAAUAUCCGGAUGGUACUCGCGGAUACUAUAUUUCAGAGCAGACCUCCCAUCAUCCGCCGAAGUCAAGCUAUUUCUUUAUGGCACCUGAGCAUCAUAUCCGAAUUGAUGGCACACUCAAACCGCGAAGCAAGUUCCUUGGUAAUUCCGCUGCGAGUAUGAUGGAGGGUAUAGCUAUCCUACGAUUCCUGAACCGUGGAAACGACAAGGAACGGGGAGAACGAUACAUUUUGACGCAACCAAACAUGUACGCCAGGGGUAUCCUCUUCGGAAAGAUGAAGUAUGAGCUUGGAGAUCAUAGCUUCGUGAGAUGUCCCGAGAACGAUCUUGUCGCGGAUAUCGAAUUCAAAACCAAGGGGUACUUUUCUGGAACCUACAACGCAAUUGGCGGAACAAUCAAGAAUGAAAAAACCGGAGAAGUAUACUACGAGAUUUCUGGUCUUUGGAAUGGCGAGAUGUAUAUUAAGAGCGUUCACUCCCACGACAAAGAACUUCUCUUCAGUGCUAAGAAAUCCAAGCCAACAUUCCCGACAACCCGCCCGAUUGAACAACAAGGCGAGCGCGAGUCCCAGCGGUUGUGGCAGAGCACAGUGAAGGCUAUUAUUGCCUCAAACCAUGAAAUGGCCACGGACGAGAAGACUAAGAUCGAAGACCGCCAACGCGAAGAAGCGGCAAAGCGAGCGGAACAGGGUGUUGAAUGGCACCCGCGCCUCUUCCGGGCCGUUCGUGGCGGGCCUGGUGGUUCAGAGGAGGGUGAAGAGGCUCUUGAUUGGGUUAUCAAUGCUCAUGUUGACGCUCACGACCCUGAGAAAGCCAAGCGACAGAUUUUGGCGAUCGCACCUAUUCUCGAUGGACAGACGUGGGACAACUUUGAAAUCCCAGAAUACAAGGGCAAUGCGGUAAACGGCGCAGACAAGUCAGAGCACCAGUCGGAGAACACCAAACCGGAAACUAAACAAGAGGUUAUCCAGGAAAUAAAGCCAACAGGCAAUCCGGAGAACAAGACAGAGAUCAACUACGAGGCUAGCCCGGGAGUUAAGCCAGGAAACGCGGUAGAAACCAAGCCAGAGCUCGUGGAGCGGAUGGAUUCAAAAACGAUUGAGGUUGAUCAGUACAUGGACGCGCUGGAGGGCUCGAAGCCUUGA
Molecule: messenger RNA, 1638 nt
Organism: Aspergillus nidulans FGSC A4
Lineage: Eukaryota; Fungi; Ascomycota; Eurotiomycetes; Eurotiales; Aspergillaceae
Product: OSBP family protein
Exons: 7
Coding region: 106-1638 (510 amino acids)
Molecular function (GO): lipid binding
Source: RefSeq, a predicted model, not a curated record